Messenger RNA from Coniophora puteana RWD-64-598 SS2, 897 nucleotides. RefSeq names its product thioredoxin-like protein. NCBI's taxonomy places the organism in Eukaryota, Fungi, Basidiomycota, Agaricomycetes, Boletales, Coniophoraceae. Gene Ontology annotation, biological process: response to endoplasmic reticulum stress. The record is from RefSeq and is a predicted model, not a curated record. The coding region runs from base 75 to 848 and encodes 257 amino acids. The transcript is spliced from 6 exons. Gene Ontology annotation, molecular function: protein-disulfide reductase activity; protein disulfide isomerase activity. Gene Ontology annotation, cellular component: endoplasmic reticulum lumen.
GCUUUACAACCGUCAACGUUUGACCUAGUUUCACUCGAGAGCUACUCUACGUCUUGUUCAUGAGAUUAGUCCAAAUGCAACUCCUGCAUUCAUUGUUCGCAUUCCUGCUCCUGCUGCCGACACUGGCGUCGGCAGCAGUGUUCCCAGCCGACUCCAAGGUCAAGAUGCUCGACCCGAAAGGCUUCAAGCGCGCCAUGCGCGCGAACCGUACUGCCGUCGUCGCGUUCGUUGCCCCAUGGUGCGGGCACUGUCAACGCAUGGCGCCCGAAUACAGCAAGGCAGCGGACAAGCUCAGCCCUCUGAUCCCUCUGUACGCCGUGGACUGCGAUGAACAAGCGAACAAGGGGUUGUGCGCCGAACAGGGCAUCCAAGGUUUCCCUACGGUGAAGGCGUGGCCACGGGGCGGUCAGUCACCCCCAGAGACCUACAACUCGGGCGAGCGCACCGCGGGCCCCAUCACGCGCUGGGCAGGCCGCGCGGUCCCAGACAAGGUGAAGGACAUCAAGAAGACUGACGAUGUGAACAAAUGGGCCCAGGAUAACAUCGACCUCCCGCGCGCGCUGCUGAUCAACAAGGACCAGAAGCCGCCGCUCCUCUGGCGCGUGCUGGGCAACAACUACCGCAAGCGGAUCGCGGUCGCGCAUCACCGGGACGCGGACGACGAGACGGCCAAGGCGCUGGGGCUGGAGAGCGACAAGGCGACCAAGGUGGUCAUCUACCAGCCUGGGUCGACGGAGCCAACCCUUUACGACGGAGCUACGAAGUACGAGGCGCUGGCUAAGCAUUUCAAGGCGAUAGUCGAGAAGGCAAAGGAAGAGAAGGCGGAGCGCGCUAAGGACGAGCUGUAGAUGGCUCCAUACAGCCUUUAUACACACCAGCAUGAAUACGGAACUCAAU